AUACCGCGCGCUUCGAUAGUACCGAAAUAUGGCCGAAAGCGGACUCUCAUGUCUGCUAAAGACAAAAUAGCGAGCAACAGCAGCAGCCGACGCAACAGCAGUGCAACAGAAUCAGCCGCGGUGUUAUUAUGCCCGAGUUAAAGGUGUUCUAUUGUCUGUUCCUGCUGACGCUACUGGACGCGACAUCACAAAUCCGGCCGUCGUUACACGGCCACAACAAUGCCUUCGUUCAGGAUGACAACGAUGUUCAAUAUCUUUUGGAUAAUAUGCCAAUAUCUAUGCAUAAGGAUUUUGCUAAUACAGUACAUGGGGCUGGGGAUACUAUAUCGGAAGAAGAUAAAAUGGAAAAUUCCUUUUCUCACAUUUCUUUUGAGCCAAGCAUCUUGGACUUCAAAGAAAGACAACUUGGUAUUCCUCACCAAGAAACUGUGAUCAUAUUUAACAAAGAUCACAAUAAAACUAUACAUCUUUCAUCGAUAUCUGGAAAUACACGUCAUUUUCAUUCAUCAUUUUUUCAAAACAAAGUAAUUCCACCACUGGGGAAUACAACAUUUAAAGUUGUCUUCCUUGGUCGAGAUGAAGGUGAUAUAGAUACACACCUUUUUAUACAUACUUCAGAUGGGAUACUAAAGUAUCAGGUCAAAGGAAUAAGUGUCAGUAGUCCUUAUAGACUCAGACCUGUAGUCGAUGUCAAGUUACCAUUAAACGCAUCUUUUACACCUCUCAUAUAUAUGCACAAUCCACAUCCGGAAACUUUACAAGUGGUGGAAGUAUAUAGUAGCGGUGGAGAAUUUCAAUUAGAAUUACCAUCAGGCGAGCCGGAAGGCACUCGUGAAUUAUGGGAAAUUUUACCUUAUCAAACAAAGCCUAUCAUCAGACUAACUUUUAAUGCUUAUGCGGAAAAAAAUCAUACAGCAUACAUUAGAUUUAAAGUGAAUAACACUGUUGAGAUCCUCGUGGUGGCAGUCGAAGUAGAGGUCAAAAGUGGAGCUGGUCUUCAUUGGGGUGGAAGUUCUGGAGUAAUUAAUUUAGGUAUGGGUGGCUCGUUACAGCCACCUAUUCACCACCCUAUUGCUUUGAAAAAUUCCGCAAAGAAAGCAAUCAAAGUUAUGAAUAUUAUAAAUACGCCUGUAUCCAAAGCAUUACAAUUACAUUUUGAGCCAGCAAUAAUUCCGGGAGAGACAGAUAUACCAAUUGCCAUCGGCAUGCUGAUUUAUGAUUGGAAAACAGGUUUGGACUUGCAGCACUUUAAAGGCAAGUUAAUAAUAAAAGCAAUAGGUCCAGGUGGCUCUAGUCAAAAAUUAGCAGUUCCAUGGGUAGCUCAAGUAUUGCAGGGUGGAUUAGAAGUAAACACAUCGGUUACCCAUUAUCCGCAAUGUUCCCCACAAUCCAAUCAAGCUCGGAACUUUAGCGUGGUGAACAAGUUUAAAUUACCACUAGCUAUUACGAAUGUCACGAUGUGUUCGAACGCGAAAUCGCUUUUUACGAUAAAAGAUUUUACUCCUAGAGUAAUAAAACCUGAGCAAAAGGUCAAUAUAUUUUCUUUACAACUUGCCAAAGAACCGAAAGGUGAUAACGUGAAAAUGGAGUCGUCGAUAUUGAUACACUCUAAUGUGUCCGUGACCGAAGUUCCGGUGUUAAGCUACGACGGCAAAGUGAGAAAAGUCAUGCUGGAUGAGAAGGAGGACGACAUGGGAACAUUGAAUUUCGGCACUGUGGGAAGCGGCACCGAGAACGAAGCAAUUUUCGCGCUGGAGAAUCAGAACCCGGUGAACGUGGAGCUGCACAGCUGGGGCGUGAAUAUGCCUGGUGCGGUUCUGGAAUUGAUGGGAUGUCAGAACGGUCCCGCAGAAUUGUUGGACAAGGAAUUUCGAAACAUAACCGUGUGCAGCCACUCUGGAAACCAAUACAUUAAACCGGAGUUUCUGGCGAUCUUCAAGAUUAAAGUGAAAACCGUCAUGGUUGAGGAGGACACGAUCGUGGGCGAUGUUUUCGUGCGAACGACGUACGAGCGGUUCACCUUGCCGGUGUAUAUGCGAGUUGCGCACGGCAAAAUUUCCUUGAAGAAGCUUAUUUUUACUGAUUGCUUCCCUGGAUCCAUUUGUGUGCAACAAGUGAAAGUGCACUCCACGUUCUCGAGACCGAUGAAAGUGACGCAUAUCGCGCCAAUAAACAAGGACGAUAGGAUAAAGUACAUCCCGCUGGAGGAGGCUGCGAUGCCGGUGAUAUCGAAAGGCGAGAAUAACAUCGGCUCGAUACAAGUCGAUCCUUCGGUGACGUGCAAGCAGCACUGUUACCUGGGUUUAUCGACGGACACCAACACGGGAAGCCAAUGGUUGAAUACGAUGAGCCUUCCCUCGCACACUCGCGACUCCGACCUGAACUUGCUGAACACGCGACACACGCGCUUCGUCAACUCCACGGCGGACGGCUCGUGGGAGAACAUCACAAUGCGCCUGGACACGACGGAGGUGCGCGGCCACAGGUUUUACAUGAACAUCAAGCCGUACUGGCCGAGCCUGCUGGUCGCCUCGGACAGCAUAAAGAACAAGAGCGUCCUGAUAUUCCCGCUGACUCAGGUCGGAAACACGUCGUACAAAGCAAUCGAACUGCACAAUCCGAGUGCGAAUCCGCUGAUGGUUCAACUGGUUAUGGACUGGAGCUACCCUCAAGGGGCUCGUCUUUAUCACUCUUUGCCGACGAAAUUCAAGCCCGUGUGCGCGGAAUGUUCAUCCACGGUCCCGGAAGAGUUCAAGCUGGAGGAGAAUGCGGCUGAGCGAGCGCUGUUCGAGAAACAGUGGGGCGUACCGAUAGCGCCCCAAUCGUUUCCCUUGUAUUUACAACCGUCGGAAACGAAGACGGUUCGCGUGGCGUACACCCCCUCUUCUGCUUCGAUGUCGUCUGGUUUUUUAUAUAUUAGAAAUAACAUGACCAUUUUAGAGGUUCUACGCAUGAGCAGUCGAGGCGCGAGUGCACAAUUUAGGUUCGGCAAUCGUAAAUCAGGAUCCACCACGCCGCUCUUGUUCGAAUUGAUGGACAAACGUCUUAAAGAAUGCGAACGACAUCGCAACAAACUCACCGCAACUCCCAUUCUCACCGUAAAGCGAUCAUUCACGGCUAGGAAUACGGGAGAGCUGCCAAUCGAGGUUUACGGUUUCUACAUCAACAAUCUGCAUUGCGAGGGUUACGGCUUCAAGGUGCUCGACUGCGCGCCGUUCAAGCUGAAUCCGAACGCUACUAAAAGGAUCGAGAUAGCGUUCACGCCGGACCUGACGCUGUCGCGCGUGGAACGGAAGCUGCAAGUGCUGACGAGCCUGGGACCGGACAGCGGCGAGAUCAUCGAGAACGGCAUGGUGAUACUUAAUCUAUUGGCGAUUCUGCCGGCGCACUUGUUACAUUCGUGCGCGUCGGUGCUCGCCAGACCGUCGUGGGAAUGGGCGGUGUACUGGAUCGCCAGAUUCCUCUCGCUGAUAAUAUUGCCGUGCGUGUUCGCGGCCUCGUUCCUCGAGGCGGAUCGAAUACUGCGGGGAACCCUGGCCAAUUACUUGAAGGAGGAUCCGGUGCAACCGCCUCUCGAUCUCAGGCUGCUGUCGAAUAUCUCGAUGCAGAACACGGCGCAGGUCGGCGGCGACAGCGUCGUCGUCAGCAAGAACGAGAAGACCGCGACGAGCGACGAGAAGAGCCCCAGGACGAGGAAGGAUGAGGCGUUCACGCCGGACUGGUCACUGAUGAGCGUGAAGAAGUGCAAGGAUAAGGACGUGCCAAAGGCACUGCUGAAGAUUCCGGAUUGGUCCGCCGAGGAGGAGCGCCGAUUCAAAUUGGACACCGAGUCCAAAGAUCUGCUGUCCUUCAAACGGUGCGACGAACCGUCCAACGCGGACAACGCUAAUGCGAGUACAGCGAACACGUCGACGAAGAAGAAGAACAGGAAGCAGAACGCUCAAGAGGCUCAGUCGGACAAUUGCGUGGCGAGUGAUACGCUCGCGGACGCUCAGCUGGCUCAAGAGAAGAAGUGUACUGUCAGCCCGGUUACGAAGUCGAGUCCGACGUCGAACAGAAAAGGUAGAACGCAAUCAACGCAGCCGAGUGUCAAGGAAGAGGCAAAGCUGAUCGAUGAAAUUCAAGUGGACGCAGGAAUAAUCGGUAACAGCCGAGCCAACAAGUCGGAUAGCAAGCGAAACAGUAAACAGACGAGUAGCGGCGGAAACAACAACAGUAAUCACAAUAAUCACGUUUCCUUGAAAAAGCUGGAUUCCACGAGCACUCAAAAGAUCGUUCACCUUUCAGAAGAAGAGACCUCGUCCACAACGACAGAAAGUUCAACUCACGAUGAAACGACAUCGUGCAAAGGUUUUGAUCAACCGUGCGGUAAACAAGACAAGCUCCAAAGAAAGCCGAUAUCUAAGAAAAGCAAACCUCAAUCUAUUCCUUCUGUGCCAUGCAUAGAUUAUAAGGAUAAUUACGAAGGCGACUGUGAUGACGAUGAGUACGAUAAGGAGAGGCAAAAUAAUCCUAAUAGAUGGAAGACGAGUACCAGUAGAUCCACCACGAAGCAUCACGUUCAUACCUCACGCACCGUUGAAUCAUCCUUCAAGCUACCGCGUCAGAAUAAGAAUCCGCCGCGAAAGGAGAAGACAGUGCAGAAACGUCGGGUUUCUGCCGACAAAGCACACGUCAAAUCUCCUCCUGUUAACGGAAACGUAAACCAGAAGGAGGACGUAACGCGCACCGUAGGAACAAUUCCCACUUCAUUGCCACCUCCGCCCUCUCGCUGGGGCGAGAACAGGGCUAAAUUCAGCGACGUGGUGGCGCGAAGCCAGGAGAUCGUCCCGCCGUUUUGCAACUUAAAUCACGUCAGUCACAAAGGUCAAGCGAACACGUCGAAUCUGUCCGCGGCGUACAAUAUUGAUGUGAAAGAUGUUCAAUAUGCGAAAUCAUCGAUGCAAGAAUUGUUGCAAACAUCGAAAGAGUACAAUUUGCCAAAGCCAGCUCCCCUCUGCAUCACAUCUCUCGGCAAGGACAAAGCGCACGAUCCUGAUCCUCUAAUUUUACAGCCAGAUUCGCAGCAUUCGAACAGUUACUUCAUCAACACCUUCACCGAACAUCCCUUUGAACGUGAGCUGGUGCCGUACGACGAUCUUCCAGAAACGGACGAACCUUUAGUGGAAUUGGAGAACCCCGAAGAAGAUACGCGGUGCCAAUUAUGGGAAGAUACUAGUCCUAUGAUAAACUUACUGUCAGACAGUACAAGCGGAUUUCAGUUGGAGACAUCAAAAACCUCGGAGAAACCUGUUUUGUCUGACUUGAAAGAUAACUGGACAGUCGAUACGAAUUGGGAGCCAUUGUAUACGAGAGCGGCGGUGGGGGAGGAACGCAGCGGUGUGUGGGGAAUUAAUACAGGGGGUGUGUGGGCUGCGGCACCCUGGGGCGCAGCGGCACCUCCCAUGUCACAAACGUUACAGUCAGAAUCGGAUACGCAAGAAAGAUCGGGAUUUGAUCCGUUUCGUUCACUCAGCACAAUAUGGACGCCAUCGUCGACGGAAUCGUGGAGAACGAAGCGUGAUAACUAAUGAUUGGGAAUUUCGAAUGUUUUAUCUUGUGAUACCGUACAUUUGUUUUACGAUUUUUGUCGGAAAAUCGAGGGUAACAACGGUCGUGAGCGCGGCAAUCGCCGUGACCUCAGCAAAGAAAAAUUGGAAAGUCACAGAAAUUUGUUAUUUUGUUGUAACUACGCUGAGCGUACUUUGUGAUAUAAUUAUUACUGUUACGUUGUACGACAGUAACACCGAUUGAUAAUCUCUCGAACGAGUUAUUUUCGUACAGUUUCUUAAACCAAAAUCUAGAUGUUACACUUUUUAUUUUUUAUUUCAUUAUUUAAAGCAUAUUGAGGGAAGAAGUUAUAAGAAGAAGAAGAAGAAGAGAGAUAAGCGAUAUCUUAAAUUACAAGCAAGCGAGAUAUCACGCGCAUGUACAGGAUAAUCGAAUAUUUUCUUUCUGUUUUUGUCAUAAAAGUGAACACACGAUUGAUUUUACUGCAGUAAAAUGGAAAUAACACAUGUGGAAGUGCAGAAUCGAUAUUUAAAAAAAAGGAAAAAAAGAGAGAAAUACAGUUUCAUACUAUAAGUAUCACAGUACAUAUUAAUUUCAAGAAACAACUAUAUCGUGAUAUGUGACUUAUACGAAAAUUUAUAAUUUGCUCCUCGACUGCAGCACUCCUUUCUCUUUUCUCAAGACAUUGUCCGUAUAUGCGUAUGAAAGAAGGAAAGAAAGGAAGAAAACUAUCGCAAUACUCGAGAAUCCCGAUCUUAAACCACGAGUGAUAAUUAAGUUAUUCAAGACGAGUGAGAACUGUGAUUUUUUAUAGUCUUGACUUGUAGAGAUACCUUCAAGCAAAUUUUCAAGACGAGUUUUACAAGGUUGCGCCGUAUACAAAAUAUGAAAAAUGAAAGAAAUGUGUACCUAUUCUUCAAGACUGGUAAUCGUUGUGUUUUAAUAAAGAAGUCACAAAAAGUACGAAGUUAAUGUUUUCUAUCUGGAAAAAUCAAGAACUUUUCUUCGCGGAAAUAUCGGAGUCGGAAGGGCGUCAUAAAGCUAUUUCCAGCCAGUACAAUGCGAAUACCUUAAUUUCACACAUAUAUUAAAAGAUGACAACUUGUAUCACAACUUGGUGUACCGUUUGUACCGCUGCUUCUUCACAGAUAACAUCCAAUUUAUUAAAUUUGAGUCAGCGGAUAUAUGACUGACGCUGCUCUUGCCGAUGAAUACAAAAGAUCCUUCUCGAUGUAGCAGUAAUGUAAAAAUUCUAUAAAAACGUCAAUCUACAGCCCGUUUUCGAUGCAUUCGAGAAGACGCACGACUUCGCCUGUUGUAUUCUCUUAAGGAGCAGCUGCAAAUAAAAUUUCUCGCAUCAUA
Linepithema humile (Argentine ant) is the source of this 6912-nucleotide messenger RNA. It is a transcript of the gene Tmem131, whose product is annotated as Transmembrane protein 131. Gene Ontology annotation, cellular component: membrane. The record is from RefSeq and is a predicted model, not a curated record. NCBI's taxonomy places the organism in Eukaryota, Metazoa, Arthropoda, Insecta, Hymenoptera, Formicidae.